Molecule: messenger RNA, 2764 nt
Organism: Solea solea (common sole)
Lineage: Eukaryota; Metazoa; Chordata; Actinopteri; Pleuronectiformes; Soleidae
Gene: mmp15b
Product: matrix metallopeptidase 15b
Exons: 10
Coding region: 596-2551 (651 amino acids)
Biological process (GO): extracellular matrix organization; collagen catabolic process; proteolysis
Cellular component (GO): extracellular matrix
Molecular function (GO): zinc ion binding; metalloendopeptidase activity
Source: RefSeq, a predicted model, not a curated record
CAAGUUAGCCACACUAAAAUGCCAGCGGGAAGAUAAAAGUCGACUUUUUACAACAGGGUCUGACCGGGUCUCAACCUGAAUGACUGGAGUCCGGCUUUUAUUUUGAAGGAACGCACAGGAAUCUGUCGUGCUCGCGCUGCCGUGACUCGCUUUGAUAAAGAAACGCUACAGUCCACGGACGACAGAGAGGCGAUGCGCGUGUAACAGCAGCACGCGGGACACGGAGGACGAACCGUGGAUGUAAAAAGAAACCUGCGCUCUAUUUAUUUAUAAUAAUUACUAUUAUUGCUGAAGUUUUAGUCUCGCGUUGUCUUAUUGUGAUAAUUAUGAUCGUUACUUUGUCUCGAGGAGGUUUGAGGACACGCGGGUUUCUCUCUCAUGGUUCUUUUUUGUAAAGUGCACGUGAAUCACUUUGAUGUGAAGUCAGUGAGGUAACGUGCACGGAGUGCGCGCGCGCGUGAGGGAAGGUGAGAGGGUGAAGACGACUCACGCGCAUGUAUGGAGCGUUACUUUGUAACGAAUUUAUAAUAAUAAGUUUUUAAUUGUUUUGAAAAAGUGAGCGUGCACUUUUUGGGUUUUGUUUUUUUUUUAAAUCAUGGACCGCUGCGCGUGGUUGCUGUGGAGACGGACUGUCCUCGCGCUGUUGCUGUGUGCGCUCGCGGCGCGGGCAGCGGAGGAGGACGGUGGCUUUCAUGCAGAGUCAUGGCUGAGGACGUAUGGUUACCUGCCUCAGUCCAGCAGACAGAUGUCCACCAUGAGGUCAGCUCAGAUUCUGUCCAACGCCAUCACUGACAUGCAGCGCUUCUACGGCCUGGAGGUCACAGGUCACAUGGAUCCUCAGACCAUCAGGGCCAUGAGGAGACCACGCUGUGGAGUUCCCGACAAGUUUGGAGGUCAGAUCAAAACCAACGUGAGGCGGAAACGCUACGCACUCACCGGACACAAAUGGAGCAAGAGCCACCUCACGUACAGUAUCCAAAACUACACUCCAAAGAUCGGCGAGUAUAACUCGUAUGAAGCCAUCAGACGAGCCUUCAAAGUCUGGGAGGGCGUGACCCCACUGACCUUUGAUGAAAUCCCCUACCAGGAGAUCAAAUAUGGCCGCCGCAAGGAGCCCGACAUCAUGAUCUUCUUCGCCUCAGGUUUCCAUGGUGACAGCUCUCCGUUUGACGGAGAGGGAGGCUUCCUAGCCCACGCCUACUUCCCUGGCCCCGGAAUGGGCGGAGACACACACUUUGACUCAGACGAGCCUUGGACCAUCGGAAACCAGAACAUCCACGGUAACGACCUGUUCCUGGUGGCCAUCCAUGAGCUGGGUCACGCUCUGGGUCUGGAACACUCCAACAACCCUCUGGCCAUCAUGGCUCCGUUCUACCAGUGGAUGGAGACGGAGAACUUCCAGCUGCCGGAGGACGACCUGCGGGGCGUCCAGCAGAUCUACGGUCGACCGGACAGCAGCCCCACCCAGGCUCUGCCCACGGUCACUCCACGUCGGCCUGAACCGCGACCUCCUCAGACGCCGCCUCGUCACCCUGACCGACCCAGAACCACGGACAGACCGGACCACUACGGACCCAACAUCUGUGAGGGGAACUUCGACACGGUGGCCGUCCUCCGAGGAGAGAUGUUUGUCUUCAAGGGACGCUGGUUCUGGCGGGUCCGCAGGAACAGGGUUCUGGACAACUACCCGAUGCCCAUCGGUCACUUCUGGAGAGGUUUACCUGGAGACAUCGAUGCUGCUUAUGAACGACACGACGGCAGGUUCGUCUUCUUUAAAGGAAAUAAAUUCUGGCUCUUCAGGGAGGCUAAUCUGGAACCCGGCUAUCCACAGGAGCUGACAGAUUACGGUCGGGAGAUUCCGUACGACAGAAUAGACGCAGCCAUCUGGUGGGAACCGUCCGGCUACACGUACUUGUUUCAAGGAGACUGGUACUGGCGUUUCAACGAGCAGUCGCGCUCAGCUGACAGAGGUUACCCCAAACAGAUCAGCGUCUGGGGGUCGUCAGUGCCGUCCGGUCCUAAAGGGGCGUUCCUCAGUGAUGAUGGAGCUUACACCUUCUUCUACAAAGGUUCCAAAUACUGGAAGUUUGACAACCACCGCAUGAAGAGUGAACCAGGUUUCCCCAAGUCCAUACUCCGAGACUUCAUGGGCUGUAGUGUGGACCUGGACCCGGACAGAGACACGGACACAGACCCUGAGCGUAAAUACCCGGACGUCAACCGUCCGCCAUUCAACCCGGACGCAGGACGCGACGGCGACCAGGGCAAGGACGGCGGAGGCGGAGCCGACAAGGACGCGGGCAAAGGCUCGGAUGGCGACGAAGAUGAAGACUACCGAGAGGGACGGGAGGAGGACACCAACGAGGUGGACGUGGUGCUGAAGGUGGACGACAGCGAGGAGCGGACCAUGAACAUCCUGAUGGUGACCGUCCCGCUGGUCCUGCUGCUGUGCAUCCUGGGACUGAUCUACGCCAUCAUCAACACGCUGCAGAGCAAAGGGGCGCCGCGGCUGCUGGUGCACUGCAAGCGCUCGCUGCAGGACUGGGUCUGACCCUGGACGCCAGGAGAACCUGAACUGAGAACCUGAACUGGUCCUGAGAACCCGCUGAUCCUCUGAUCGACACACGUCUCCUCCGCUGAUCCAUCCGUCUCCGGCUCUUUGCCCGGCGGCUCGGCAAACUCUUAGAACAUGUGGUAGUAGAUCCAUGCAGAUGCUGCACACACACACACACACAGACACAUGCACGCACACUCACACACACAC